AUGAGUUUAGAGGCGGACACGAGGGUCUGGGACAAGACCGCCCGUUCGUACGCAAAAUCCAAAGUCUCGGAUCAAGCAGGAUACCAGCGAACCCUAGACCGUACGCGCAGUCUCCUUAAGCCCACCGACCGCGCCCUGGAGUUGGGCUGCGGGACAGGCUCCACGGCGCUCUUGCUAGCUCGACAUGUGCAGUCGUAUCUAGCGACCGACAUCUCUCCUGAAAUGACCAAAAUCUGCGAGGAGAAAAAGCAACAUGAAGAUAGCAACGCGGUCGGGUUGCACGCGCUGAGUUUUCGGGCGGCAAGCGCCGAGUCGCUCGCUGCCGAGAACCCUUGUUUCGAUGUUAUCCUCGGCUUUAACUACCUUCACCUAGUACGCGACUUGCCUACCACUUUGCAAAGCGUGUACACAAUGCUCAAGGAUGGUGGUCUGUUUAUCACCAAGACUGGCUGUGUGGGCGAUAUGAACGUGCUCCUCCCCUGGGUGGUUCUGCCUAUUAUGCAAAUGGUUGGGAAGGCUCCGACCCGCAACGGCAAGACGCGCAGUGCUGCCUUGGCCGUCCUGGCCUGUGGCAGAUUAACGCCCGUCCUCCUUCCCCAGCUCAACGGUCUCCAGCAUCCUGUCUGCGAGAGGCUGACCAAUUUUCCCGUGCAGGCCCGACGCGUCAUCGACCGCCUCCUCGACGUGCACAUGCCGGAGCUGGCGAGCGAGGGCAUUGCUAUUGCCAUUGCCAAGACGCGCAUCUGCUGGUACAUAGAUAUGUUUGACAAUCACUUUGUCGUCGAUCGGGUACCACGUCCACAGGGCCUCAUGGUAGCCACGGGCGGCAGCGGCCACCCCUUCAAGUACCUGCCGAAUAUUGGAGACUGGGUCAUCGAUGUCAUGGAGGGCGUCGGGCUUUCGCGGCCGGCUGUGCGGGCGUGGCGGUCGAGGGGGUCGAAUGGCGAGAACCCGCCGGUCACCACGCUGAUGAUGGGCGCCCGGGGCGACAGGGUUCUGUCAAACUUUGCGCUCGUGCGGCGUGUCUCUAAGGAUGCCAAAUGUGCGACAUUGGCAGAGUCGAGAUUGCCAGAGCUCGUUGUACCAGCGGAGCCGGGGAUUCUGCUCCGCUUUUACGUUUGA
Messenger RNA from Emericellopsis cladophorae, 1122 nucleotides. RefSeq lists its product as uncharacterized. Lineage: Eukaryota; Fungi; Ascomycota; Sordariomycetes; Hypocreales; Bionectriaceae. The coding region runs from base 1 to 1122 and encodes 373 amino acids. Gene Ontology annotation, molecular function: flavin adenine dinucleotide binding; sarcosine oxidase activity; S-adenosylmethionine-dependent methyltransferase activity. The record is from RefSeq and is a predicted model, not a curated record. The transcript has 4 exons.